GCAGAUUCAUAAAAUUGAAACUAAUAUUUAACGAAAUGAGCCAUUUAAUCGAAAAUGCUGCUUUUUAACCCUGCCAUAAAGCAGUGUGCCGUAUUUCAGUUAGUGUUGUUGUGAAGAACUGCACUAUCAGAAGGAUGUGGACAUCCAAACUAAAUAUUUUGGCAUUUCUGUUAUUUUUUGUUGGACAGUAUAACACAUUUGCUCUUCAGAAUGUAACUGUCGACCUUUUCGGCACUGAAAACUACGGGACGGUGGCAGCGUUUGGGGAUUUUAACUCGGAUAAGCAGACUGACAUUUUCAUUAUCAGACAAUGGUCUGAGCUGGUGAUAUUUCUGGCUGACUCAAAACCACCUUACUUCAAGCCCAAAGUAAACAUCACUAAAGACAUUUUCCCAAGGGACACACUGAUCAGCAGUGUGGUUCCUGGAGACUAUGAUGGAGACUCUCAGAUGGAUGUCCUCCUCACAGCUCAGGUCAAGUCCAAGGACACAGUUUUUGUUUACAUCUUCUGGGGGAACAACCAAACCUUAGAUCUGGGUGGGUGGCUCAAACUGAACAAGACCUUCACAGAUCAGCCUCUUGUUAUGGAUUUCAAUGGAGACAUGAUCCCAGAUGUAUUUGGAGUCACCAAAGCAGAAUCAACUGAAGUCUGCUAUCUCAACAAAAGGAUUCCAGUGUGGCAGAAUGCACUGAGUUCAUCUGUCAAAAUGCGCAUCCCUCACUCCAACGCUUUCAUUGACCUCAACAAGGACUUCACUGCUGAUUUGUUCCUGACCACUGAUGGGUCUGCAUUUGAGACUUGGAUCAGCAAAGAUGGGAACUUUACCAGAACUGAGGUCAUGCCAGCAGAUCCACAAUUCAAGAGGGUUGGACAGUCCUCCUUUGUCGACUUUGAUGGUGAUGGCUAUCAAGACCACCUCCUCCCUGUGUGUUUGGAUGACAGAUGUCAGCGCAGUGCCGUCUACCUGGCCAAGUUCGGCUCCAAAGAGUGGAUAUCAGUGCUGUCAGAUUUCCAGCAGAGAGAUACAGUUUGGAGUUUUGUGAUGGAGAAAUCCAACCAACCCCUGGUCCUUCACUUUGGGGACUACAACCUGGAUGGCUUCCCUGAUGCCCUGGCGAUCCUCCGAAACACCAGUGACAGUGGUCAGAAGGCCUUCCUACUGGAGAACGUGCCCUGUAACAGCGACAGCUGCCAGAGUGUAGGAAGAAUGUUGCACAUCCACUGGGACCAGUCAGAUUUGGGAUCCAUCCAAAGUGCCACCAUGGCAGCGUUCUUUGACAUCUACGAGGAUGGCAUAUUAGACAUGCUGGUUUUGAGCCAGGUACAAGGCAAAAAUGACUGGACCAUCCAUGCUUUAAAGAACAACUUUGAAGCUGACGCCUACUUUGUUAAAGUGAUGGUGCUCAGCGGCCUCUGCUCCAAUGACUGCCCAGACAAUGUCAAGCCUUUUGGUGUUAACCAGCCAGGUCCCUAUGUCAUGUACACCACAGCAGACUCCAAUGGCUACCUGAAAAAUGCCUCAGCCGGACAGCUGAGCCAAUCAGCUCACUUCUCCCUCCAGCUGCCCUACACCGUGCUGGGCCUCGGACGUAGCGCCAACUUCCUGGACCAUCUUUUUGUUGGCAUCCCUCGGCAGCCUGGAGAGACGGACAUAAGGAAGCAAGAGUGGACAGCCAUCAUUCCCAACUCUCAGCUCAUUGUCAUUCCCUACCCACACAAUAAACCUCGCAGUUGGAGUGCUAAGCUGUACCUGACUCCUAGCAACAGCGUGUUGCUGACGGCCAUUGCACUGAUCGGAGUUUGCGUCUUCAUCCUCGUUAUCAUUGGCAUCUUCCACUGGCAAGAGAAGAAAGCGGACGACCGAGAGAAGAGGCAGGAAGCCCACCGUUUCCAUUUUGAUGCCAUGUGAAGGAAGGCAACUCCACCAUGAGAGAGCGUCUCCUGCUUUCCCCUCACCCACCUUUACACACACCCACUCAGUCUUAUUUUGGUGCCCAAUAAAUGGAUCCCCGUUUGCCCUAAAAUGUUUCUUUUUUAUAUUUUUCAAGUCAAAUGUGAAAUAUUUAUGUCCCAUUCCAUUUUUUCCACUCACAAGUGUAAGGCAGGGGUGGCUGUAUUCAGCAGCAUGAUCAUCAUUUGUGUUGUUACUGAGUGUUUGGACAAAAUGACUCAGAUUUCUGUUGAAACUCCCAAUGAGUUACUUCAGUAUUGUGCACUGUUGGUAUAUAUUUAUUCAUUGGAAGGGGGGGCACCUUUGGCAUGUGCUCAGAUGUGUAACUUUACUUGAAAUCCAUGUGUGUGUUCCUGUCCACUGUCUUUGCCUGGCUGAUUCAACUCUUUCUUUUUCAUUUGACUGAGAUAUUGUAAAGGAAUUCUUCAGGCUGUAUUACCUGUGAAAUUAAACUGAAUUGAAUUCUGUGAUAUCGAUCUCUGCCACGCAGCUACAGCAGCAACUGGUGCAGAGGGAACAAAAAUGGGCACAUGCAAUGAUUCUGUGGACCAUUUCUCUGCUACCAGUCUCACAUGAAAUGAUGAAUUUCUAGGUUUGCUCAGUGCAAAUUCACCUUUUACUCUCCUGAUCAUAUCACAGUGCAUGAUAGCAGUGCCAAAAUCAAGUUUCUGUGUUGCAUCCUGCAAAUGUCUAAUGCCACUGCAUCAAGGAUCAGUAAAUG
Monopterus albus (swamp eel) is the source of this 2673-nucleotide messenger RNA. RefSeq names its product integrin alpha FG-GAP repeat containing 1 (gene itfg1). Lineage: Eukaryota; Metazoa; Chordata; Actinopteri; Synbranchiformes; Synbranchidae. The transcript has 18 exons. Gene Ontology annotation, cellular component: plasma membrane. Bases 135 to 1910 code for a protein of 591 amino acids. The record is from RefSeq and is a predicted model, not a curated record.